Molecule: messenger RNA, 2742 nt
Organism: Theileria orientalis strain Shintoku
Lineage: Eukaryota; Apicomplexa; Aconoidasida; Piroplasmida; Theileriidae
Source: RefSeq, a predicted model, not a curated record
AUGUGUAAGUUCGGACUCAUAUUGGGUACGAUUCUAAUAAAUAUUUAUUAUAUUCCGCUCGUGGAAUCCGAUUAUAAAUUUGGAUAUUCUCCGUCGAACGAAGAAUUUAUAUCUAAAGAUCUGUCCGGUUUGGGCUUAAAUGUGUACCUGGAAGAGUUUGAUUUCAUACCGAAAGAAGUGUCAACGAGAACAACAAACCCGGAAGUUUGUAAGGCGUCGCUGAAAAGGGAUUUUGAAGACCAUGUUUACGGGCUGUGUGAGCAUUUCAGUUGCGACGUAGGAGUGAUAGCCACAAAGCCGUACGAAAAACGCGUGUAUCCACUGUCGACGGCGCCGAAGGGCAUAAAGCUCCCGAAAACGGAGAACGUGAGUGAGGAGGAGAGAACCAACUGCGAAUUGGCGAAGUUGGCGGCUAGGUGUAGCACGUACCUGAAGUACGCGAACUGUAUUUACUAUAAUUACAUUGCGUCGCUCAAGGUCGGGACAACCCAAAUAACUUUGAGCCCGUCGGUGUCAAGUUUGUACGCAAGGUACCCAAAUAACGCAUUUGUGGACAAAUAUAACGCAGUAGGAGGAGGAGAAAUAGGAUUCCUCUUCAGAGAGUUCUUGCAAAACAUUUGUAGCUUCGUACACAACGCGUGCCCAAAUCUGCAUCCACAGCUUAAAGGAGCAACAGAUUACUUUUUUUCACAGGCGUGCAUUGUGUUUGACACGAUAACGCCUAUAGGCGGAAUUGAGAAGCUGUUCAUAAACUACUCAGAUGAAAGGCAGAAGAUAUCCCUGGAAUCAACAGAUACGGACGAGUUCUAUAAGUAUAGCUCAGUGCAAACAGAUUUGGUUCUAUCGCAGUUUAACAUACCGCUGGAGGAUUCGCUCAUUCCGAUAAAUAAGCUUACUCUGUACCGAGAAAGCCUGUAUAAAAAUCGAUGCGAAAUACUGGAUGAACUAUAUGAGCACAAUAACCGGUUGAAUUUUUAUAAGGAUCCAGGAAAGUAUAGAAUAUAUUCACUCUGCUUUCAACUAGAAAAGUACUACAAAAAGUGCAAUUUGUACGUUAGGGAUAGUGAACAGUUCAAAGUAGAAGUAGCAGUAGAAAUGUCAGAGUCGAAUUGUGAGUCGCUGAUAAAGAAUAAUGAGCUGCUGGCCCUGGUUGACUGGCUGAAAGAGAGUGGCACAAACACCAGAAGUUUUAGCAAAUACAUAUCGGAAAAUGCAGUGAAAUCAGCAGAGUUCAUAUGUGAGCACACGUACUUUGUCUACACAGGAAGAGUUAAGAGGGCGAUAAACCUGUUCAGGGAUAAGGAGAUGAAUUUGGUGGCAUCAACACUAGGAUCGGCCUCGGUGUAUGAAGAUGGGAGGUCGAGCGCGCUGAAGGACGAGUACGAGGAAGUUGAGGGAUACGUAAGGCCAGAGCGUUUCAUGCAGAUUUACAGCCAGUGCUGCCAGAAAGUGGACGCACAGCUAGCCUUCAGUUCAAUAAUGCAGAUCAUUAAGUGCAGCGGUGAUGAUUUUGGAAAACUAAUAGAGAUGCUCGGAAAGGUUAUAAUGAGAUCGGAGAAGGGGACCUCGUCACUGGCAACGAACAGUCUGAUUUCCAUAUUGGGAUACUCAGAGGAAAAUAAGAGUAUACACAUGAGUCCCCUAGUGGAGUUUAUUGAGCUGCUGAGCAACAAGAGACAUGAAGACGACCCGCACGGCGUCGUGAGGUCGUCGUUGAAGGACUUUGCUACGAACGUGAUCCUAAAGUUAAAGCUAGGGGCAUUAAAGGCUGUGGAAUCUGAAGUUUCAGAGGACGAAUGGUGUUUGAAGCUAGGAGAACUGGCGUGCAGGAAUCAGCAGAACCUGCACAACUGGGUGUGCGGACUCUCGCUAAGGCAGUCUGCGCCAGUUUCAGGGCCGCUGGACAGCUCUCCACUGAAUGACGCAGUGUGCAUAUACUCGUUGCUGGAAUCGAGUGGAAGUGUGAUUCCGAAGGCGUACAGCCCGAAGUGCAUGGGACUGAUGACGUUUAAGCUAUCGCACGUGUUUCUGUCGAAUUUGAGGCAGGACGACACUAAGAAACUGCUGAGUAGAAUGGCAAUUGAGUCUGCUGAAAUGGCGACGAAACAUAUGGAGGCGGCUUCUAGGAUGGCUGGAGGAAAGGUGGUUGAUGAUUUGCACAUGCUCCCCUGGCACCCGGCGGGAUACUUGAGCGCGCUACUCAACGAAGAGGAGCUUGAACCGGAGAUGAAUAGAGUUUCAAGCGUGUUUAAAAGGGUUCUUGAGUUGUCGACUCCGAAAAUAAGGCUAAACAUACUGAAGAGUCUCGUGAAAUCAGUGGAUAACGAGUGCGGAAGAUCACUUUGCCUGAUGGAGUGUAAAAAUAUGAGCGUAAACUGGGAGGCUGGAGAAGAAAGCGCAGAAUCACAAAAUCAGCACGGAGACUUCGUCAAAUAUGUCCUGAGCUCGUACUUUGAGCUGCCCAUAAUAACGACCUUGGAAGAUUCCAUGUGUGACUCCCUGUCGGUGCUGCUGAACUGGAUUAAGUACCUCCUGUUGUCCAAAAGUGGGACACAGUUCAAGAAUAUAGUUAAAAAAGAAUAUUUGGACCCUCUGCACAGUUUGUAUAGUAAAAUGAAUGAAAAGGUGUGUGAGAGCAUUCAUUCCCAUACAUCACACACUCGUGGCAUUUUUUUAAACAAAUUCGAGCUAAUAAAGUUUAUGAUGGAAGAUUUGUUUGUUCUAAUCGACAGAGAUGAUUAG